AUGUCACCAUUGCGAGUGCCAAAGCAAUGGGCGCACGAUGUUGCUGAAGCCUGUCAAGUCAAAGAGAUGGCAGUGGGACCAGAACAGAUGCAGCCAUUGUCGAGUUACCAAGCUGCAAAGAAGCAAGGUGAUGCUGUGGCGAUCAGCUUCAAAAUAAGAGGUGUUACUUUGGAGCCCCUUUUGCAAGCCAAGCCCUUGAUGAAGGCAACGAAGAAGGCGCUUCGAGCAGCUUUGGCCCAAGAAUGUGGCCAAGGUAUAGGAACCGAGCAUGUGGCGGUUAGUCUCUCUGAAGGCUCCCUGAUUGUCGAUGCCAACAUCUGGCCUCCACCUAGCAUAUCAUGUGCAUUUGUGAAGGACAGACUGAAGAGCUCGUCCUCACUCCUGGACACCAUCCAGACAUGGGUCAGUGAAGUGCCCAACCUGGACAAAGUCUUAACAGGUCCAGUACGAGUCUCCAAGAGCUCGGUGAGCGUCUCCAUCAUUCGCUCGGGAGAUGAAACAGACAUCUCGCAUGAAGCUACUACCAGUGACUUACACAGUUCACCGAGCCUGUCCAAGCAGGUGCAGGAGGUGCCGAUGCAGCUCACAGAUGUCCGGAGGAUUUUGCAGCAGGAACAGCAGAAUGUGAUGAUUAAGUGCAAGGAGCUGCAGGACUGUCUGAUGGAAGCUGAGCAAGAGGUCACGGCACUGAAAUCAGAAUUGGAGAUUGUCAAAUCUCGCCCAGCGGCUCCAGAUUUAGUGACGCAAAGGGCAGAGCGCUCUUGGGCAUAUCUGGCUGCCGCGGCCACUCACCAGUGGUGUUCGCCUGCAACCAACUGGUCCCUGAGAAUACGGACUGUGUUGGCUGGAUCUGCGCUGGCUUCCAUCAAGUUUGAUUCAGAAGCAGACGAAAUUGCUGCCUCCACCUAUCGGAAAGCUCAGAUUACAUGGAAAUGGGGAAGAGCAGCGACAUUCCUUGUGCACCGCAAGGUCCUUGGCGCUCACCGGGAUGCUAUUCUCGCGAGUGAUCAGUUCCGGCGAGCCCUGAUGUCUUGGGCACGGAUUGUAGCGGUGAUCAGUAGAGGCCAAGCUGAGCGAGAAAGCUGGGUCAUUCAAGCUUGGGCUCGACUCGCAUCAAUGCUAGAUUUGGUGGAUGUCAGGAGCCAAGGGUGCGGUCACAAAAUGGAGGACGUUGUCCGGCACUGGCCUCGCAUGGCUGCCAUGCUUGUGGCGCAGGAUGUAAGCACUGGUUGGAGACUAGGUGUCAGUAGAGCGCAGCUCCUCAAUGGCGUUCUUGGACGCUGGCGUCGGCUGAUGCAUCUAGUUCAUGGAGUUGCAGCCCAUGCCGAAGAGGUGUCCGGCCAUCAAAAAGCAGAGAUUGCAUGGAAAUGGGGAAGGACAGCGGUUCUACUUCUCUACCGGCAAGCCAUCGGAGCUCAGCAAGACGCGACUGAUGUGACGGAAGCGUUUUACCGAGCUUCUAUGUCUUGGGCCCGGCUCGUAAAGAAGAUGCAUCACGCCCAAGCCGAAAGAGAGCACAAAGUGGUUCAAUCCUGGGCACGGUUAAUUUUUCUGAGCCAAGGGUGCGGUCACAAAAUGGAGGACGUUGUCCGGCACUGGCCUCGCAUGGCUGCCAUGCUUGUGGCGCAGGAUGUAAGCACUGGUUGGAGACUAGGUGUCAGUAGAGCGCAGCUCCUCAAUGGCGUUCUUGGACGCUGGCGUCGGCUGAUGCAUCUAGCUCAUGGAGUUGCAGCCCAUGCCGAAGAGGCCCAAUGGGCCAAAGACGCAGCCAGCCUGAUUCAGCAGCGAGUGACUGAUGCAGCAAAAGGAAUGGCAGCUCAGGAACACCAGAAUGUGAUGAUGAAGUGCAAGGAGCUGCAGGACUGUCUGAUGGAAGCUGAGCAAGAGGUCACGGCACUGAAAUCAGAAUUGGAGAUUGUCAAAUCUCGCCCAGCGGCUCCAGAUUUAGUGACGCAAAGGGCAGAGCGCUCUUGGGCAUAUUUGGUCGCGGUGGCUACAUACCAUGCACAGUUGCCUACUGUGGAUUGGUCUUUGAGAAUAAGCAUUGCUUUGGGCGGAUCCGUUUUGGCAUCCAUGAAGUCUGACUCGAAGGUCGAGGACCUCGUGUCCAGCCAUCAAAAAGCAGAGAUUGCAUGGAAAUGGGGAAGGACAGCGGUUCUACUUCUCUACCGGCAAGCCAUCGGAGCUCAGCAAGACGCGACUGAUAUGACGGAAGCGUUUUACCGAGCUUCUAUGUCUUGGGCCCGGCUCGUAAAGAAGAUGCAUCACGCCCAAGCCGAAAGAGAGCACAAAGUGGUUCAAUCCUGGGCGCGGUUAAUUUUUCUGAACGAAGUAUUCAACCACAGAGCAGAGGACAUUGCCAAAAAAUGGCCUCGACUGGCAGAUAUGCUGCUGGCGCUGAGUCGGGCUUGCGUCCUUCACGGCGUUGUAAGGCGUUGGCGGCGCCAAGCUCAUCAAAUCUCGGCAGAAGCAAAGGAGACACAGUUUGGGAGUUCUGAAACCUUGACGCCAGAACGCUAUGCGAACUUAGUGAAGCCCCUUGAAGGUGGGCACAGCGAACAGGCACGCGAUGAAGCGACUGCGCUGGAGACAGUGCCUGCGACUGCACAGGGAUCCUCCGAGACAAGCAUCAUGCCCCCUUUGGAUCCUGGGGAUAGGUCCUCCGUGACCUGCCAGGCUUUGCUUAACUGGAUGCGUAUUGCAGGGAAUGUAGCAAAUGCCGCUAAGACAUCGAAGAAUCUCAUGCACGACAUUGGGCUGGCAGUUCGAAGAAGGCAGGAAAAGAUUCAGGCAAAGCAGAUCCAGCAGAUCCAAAGUUUGCAGGAUGCUCUUCGCAAACAGACCUCUCAAACAUUCGCAGCACACCAGAUGCUCUUCCAGGAGUCCAAGAGAACCCUUGCACACUGCAAGAGAUUUAAGUCCGAACUUGUUCCUGUCGGUCUGGAGGAACAGUGUCAACAAGCCCUGGUCAAAUGCCAGAAAGUGCUAGGUUUUGAUGACGGUGGAGCAGCUGUUCGCAAAAGCGAACAGCUGUCUCCUCCUGUGGUUCAAUUCCUCCGAAGGGUGCCGUUCUUGCAGGUACCUGUGGUGCAGGUGGAUGCUCACAACAUUGUGCCAGUGUGGGCAGCGUCAGACAAGCAAGAAACUGCUGCUCGAACAAUUCGGAAGAAGAUCAUGCUCUCGUUGGCGACCUACUUGACCGACUUUCCCAAAGUUGUUGACCACCCUCACGCAUCAAAGGACACCGCGCGGCCGGAUUGGGAGGUUGCAGAGAAGUCUUUGGAGGUCGACAGAAGUGUGAAGCCAGUGAAUGGCAUUGUGCCAGGUGCAGCAGCUGCACAUGCGGCGCUCCUGGAUUUCACAACCCGAUUGGGGAAGUACGCCAAUGACCGCAACAAUCCCAACUUGCAAGCAUUGUCUGGUUUGUCACCAUGGUUGCACUUUGGACAAAUCUCAGCUCAGAGAUGUGCCUUGAAGGUGCGAGAGGUUGGAGAAUCCAAGGGGUCCGACGUGCAGAAAGGAUGUGAGGCCUUUAUCGAGGAGUCUGUCGUGAGGCUCUUUGCCAAUCUUUUGCGUGGUGUUUUCGCCUGGAACACUUUGAGCAUGUUGGAGUUGCAUGGAGUUGCUGUGACACGCCGUGGGUCAUUGGAAUCCUAUGCGCGUCAUGCAGCCUGUAGCAAAUUCUUCAGAGACAAGCGCUCUGACAAGCGUCAAGGGGGCAUUAAUUACACGUGGCAUCUCGGUGCGCUUGGCAUGGCUGACUGGCUGAGAGCAAAACGGGCUGCAAUAAUCAUUGCCCUUGGGAAUUGCUUGGCAGCAGUAUCUGGCAAAUUUCGCGACAGCCUGACGCUCAAGGUGGAGAAAGGCAUGCAGUGGCCAAUCUGCCUAUGUUCCGCCACUUUGCAGCUUCUUGUGCGCCCCUGGGCGAUUCCUGGGCUCCAAAAGUCUAGGAGAAUGGAAUGGCAAGAAAUCCCGGCAGGAUGCAUCAACCGGCUGCGGGCAUGCGCUGGCUUGCAAAGCGCAAUCAAAUGCUAGCCCGGCACACCUCCAAAGUCGUCUUGGCGCAGCAUUUCCGGAGCAACCACUGGAGAUGAGAGCACCUUUGCACAUCUACAUGUUGAGUGUCACCAUACGUCACCUUCAUGCGGCUUGGAAGCGCCAAUAUAGGAUUACGUGCGCAGUUGCAACACUGAGCAGCAAUGAUGCAA
Cladocopium goreaui is the source of this 4208-nucleotide messenger RNA. The record is from the annotation of a GenBank genome assembly. Lineage: Eukaryota; Dinophyceae; Suessiales; Symbiodiniaceae.